UGUUGUUGUGUUCUGUCCUGAAGUACUGCGUAUGACAAAAGUAGUCGAGUCCUUACUGAUUCUGCUGCCCCCACCCCCGGGUCGGUGUGUUCCCCCUUCUUUUACCUGAGGAGGGAGAGGCUAGCAGCUCCCUGCGCACUUGUGUCUCUGUGUGUGUCUCCUGGGGUGUGCAGCCAUGUCUGCUAAUGUUAAAGGGCUUGUCGUGCUGACUCAUCAGGUGUCUGGGUCGGGAGGAAAGUGCGGAGUGUAUAUGGGGUGAGGCUCCAGAAGAGGGAAGGUAGAGAAUAUGUCGGAUGAGGGGAUCUGAACCACCCCGUUGCAUCCCCUGGCACAGUCUUCUAUGUGCAGAGCCUAGACACUGCUGACUCAUCAACAUGAGGUCACCACUAGAAUCUGACUGCGAAGGCUUGCGUGUUAUGACGACCCCCAACAAAGGAAACAAAGCCUUGAAGGUGAAGCGGGAGCCGGGUGAGAAUGGGACCAGCUUGACAGAUGAAGAGCUGGUGACCAUGUCUGUGCGGGAGCUGAACCAGCAUCUGCGGGGCUUAUCGAAGGAGGAGAUAAUCCAGCUCAAGCAACGCCGGCGGACCCUGAAGAACAGGGGUUACGCUGCCAGCUGCCGUGUCAAAAGGGUGACACAAAAGGAGGAGCUGGAGAAGCAGAAGGCAGAACUUCAGCAAGAGGUGGAGAAGCUGGCCUCAGAGAAUGCCAGCAUGAAAAUGGAACUUGACGCCCUGCGCUCCAAGUACGAGGCACUGCAGAACUUCGCCCGGACCGUGGCUCGGAGCCCUGUCACUCCUGCCCGGGGUCCACUUGCUUCCAGCAUGGGGCCUCUUGUGCCUGGCAAGGUUGCCACCACCAGCGUCAUUACGAUAGUGAAAUCCAAAACGGACGCCCGGUCUUAGUGAAACGAGCACUGCCUGGGCUUGUGUGUGCAGGGCAGUAGGCACAAAGCUCAUCCGGAAUCCCCAAAGCACAACCCUCUACCCAGCUGGCCGAGCCCACACAGGCACACGCUGGCCUGCUUGUCACUGCAGUCCCUUUGUUUUUAGCUUUGUUCUGGUUGGUGUGACUGAUGGUAAUGCAACCCUUCUGUGUGAGCAGAACCUUCCACCCAGGGGUAUUCUGGGAACAGAGACUGAAGGACCUCGGUACCCUAGCCAAAGAGAUUUUCAGCAGCAUGGAAUAAAUUCUUGGGGUGGAAUAACCCAAAGUGGGAGGGCAGAGGUCCCAGAAAGUUGGAAGACCUGCUGUCAGUAUCUUCUGAUGAUGUAUACCAUUCUUCCAGGGUUGUGUGUCAGCUGUCCAGUCUGCUGCUUGUAAAUUGCUUGGUAUCUGUGGCUAUAAUGGGGGUAGUUUUGUGUAACCAUUUUAUAUUAACAUCUAGUUGCGCCUUUUAUGUUUAAAGGUGGGAUUCCUUAGGACUUUUCCUGAAGCGGGAGGGAAGGGGCAAAACUGCAGUUUCCUGGUGUCUGUGCUGCAGAGAAGGGAAAGGAGCCAGGAACAGGCACUGUUGUCGCCUGCUUGUGAGGAAGAAGGCAGGCUGUACUAUGGUGUCUACAGGCCAGUUUUGUGCCUAAUGUGUUGCACUGAACAAGACCAAAAUCACUAGUUGUUUCCUGUGUUUGGAGAGUAUAAAGUGUCUCUAGUGUGAUGGUUUACACAACCAGUUUAUGUGGUUUAAAUGGCCCUUUAUUUAAGAGAAACAUUCAUUUUAAGAAUUAUUAAAUUAUCUAAGUUUUGAAACUAAAAUUGGAUGAAGAGCUUGUGUUGAAUAGUCUCCUUUUAACCUGAGGUUGAGAAUACAUGAUUUGUCAUAUUCUCGGAGACUUUGCUAGCUUAAAGAAAAAGCAAAUUUUAAAAGUUUCUCGCUAAGUCUUUGUGGCUCUGAGGUUGGUUUUUAUAAAGAGUUAUCAGACUUUUAUUUAUAAAUAAUGUAGGGGAAAAAACAAAAAAAAAGGCUAGUCCUGUUUGAUAUCUUUUUGCAAUUGUACCAAAAGUGACUUAUUCUUGGACUCCUCGCCCGCUUCUUUUGUGCUCCUGUUGUGUUGAGAUGUCUGUACUCUGAGGUCUUGUGUGGCGCUGUGACGUGAUGGUGCCAAUGGCCAUCUUUGCUGUGUGGACGUCCUGUGAGCAUUCUUUUUGCUUUUCCUGGGCUGAGUGCAGGGAUUUUCUUGGGCAUCUCCCAGUUGACCUUCUGAAGGCUUAUCUCAUGGGAAGGUUAUCAGUGUCUGAAUGAAUUCCUUAGUUGUUGAAGCCGGAGGUCGAUCUGCUCUUCUAAGGGGUUACCCAAACUGCCUGAUGAUAGCUGGCGGACUCUGUUGCAUUCUUCCAUGUCACUUGUAUUGCAGCCCCCAGAGUUUGCUUCCUUACUGAUCUUGGGUCUCUUCAAGGUCCACUCCAAUGUUGCAGCAGAACUGGAGGCUGAGGAGGCCUCUGUUCAUUAAGCGGGAAUAUGAAGCAACAGGUGAAGAUGGUAGCAUAUCCUACAAAUAGGUAAAGAGUGUGUCUUAAGGUUGGGCGGUAGGUAUUGUUCCUGUUGGUUCAUUCUUCAGGCAGAAUUCUUUUGCUGCCAAUGCUACUGUCAUUUCUUCUUUCCUUGGCUGUUUCUUUCCCUUCUUGGGCAUGUUGGGGAAAACUUGGGGAACUGAGAUGAAAACUCCUAAGGGCUAACAAAGAGUUGGUCAAUGUGACCCAGGAAAGUCCAGCUUCACUGUGUUAUCUUCUGGAUGCUUAGAACACAUCACUGGAGGCUCAAGUCCUUGGGUAAUGUGAAAGAGCCAUGACUCCUCCUGGAAAACCUGUGAGGAACUGACUCCUUUUCAGUAGGGAAGGUGGUAAUGGCUUUGCUUCUGUACUGUCCAGAAGUGAUUGGUCCACAGGGAGCAGGUGGUGGUUCCUUUAGCAAGAAGAAACAUACUGUGAUUUUAGCAGUAUAUAUUUUGGAAUAAUUUUCCAGGUGGACAUUUUAAAAUCUGGGAUUCUGCCUAGAAAACAGUGCUCUUCAGAAGCAGCAUAGCUAGUGACUGCUUCUGAGCCCUGAGGUGGUAGCAGAUCCAUGUUUAGAACCACUCAAACUAUUGUUUUUCUUAUGCUGGUUACAUCAGCAGUUUUCCAAUUGGCAGAUGUCAGAGCUGUGAUGACAUUGCCAGGAGGACCUGGCUGCUUGCAUGGCUGAGAUCAGGCAACACAGAAUGUGGUGGCUUUUCAAAACUGUGAAGCCCUCUUCUUACACUGUAAAAGACUUGGGCCCUCAUAGUUGGAGCGGGGGAAAGCGUAACUUAAAGCAUGUGAUUCAGAUUCAAAUGAACUGAAAGGCUGAAUUCCCCACCUAGAAGAUGCCCAGGAAUAGCAUGUAAUGGUUUUCACACAAAAUGUUUCUUCCACCUCCAGUUUGGUGAAACUCAAUUCCCCCAAAUCAUCUUCCUGAUGACCUCCCAUUGCAAGAGUUUCACUGUCUGGAGUCUAUUCUAGAUAAGGAAGAGAAAGUGCUUUAAAAGAGGAUUUGUUGUCAUCUUGAUGUCUGCUGGCAGUCUUCCCCACUGCAAGGAACUUUGUCCUACUGCAAGCUUGCCACUUGAAGGAGUAGGCUGCAGCUCCUCUCCACCAAGAGUGGUCCUUGUCAGCAUCCUAGCCACCUUCUUGAUGUGGCAGUCUGGGGUACUUCUGUGCUGCUCUUUGUCUGUGUGGACUGCAAGGAGCAACUCCUGAAUGCACAGGAACAAAAGAAGACAAACUACAAAGAAAGUGGAAACAAAACAAGGAGUUCUAGUCUAGACAGAAGCUUACUAUGAUUACAGAUCUCACAAAAUUCACACUUACCACAAUACUUGCUCUUCCACAUGGCAAGAAGGAAUGGGUAAGAGGCUAAUGCUGGUACACAUAGUAGCACCCAUUGACAAACCAGCAGCAUUGUCCUUCUAAGGCCAUUUAGGUUUUUUAUCUUGAAAAUCGUUCAACUGUGUGGAAUUAGUUUAGGUCCUGUGAACCAUAUUGGGCCUGAAAGGUUCUGAUAAGAUCCUAGCGCUUGCUUUGUCAUCUGUGGUCUAAAAACCUUAGAAACCAGAGGAGGCCUAUGUGGGGUUGCUGGGGCCAGAGCUUUCCUGCCAUUACUUUUGUAUCCCUCUACCUCUUGUUGAAUUUCCUUUUCUUCAUCUUUAAGUUGUGCACAUUUUAAAUCCCUCAAUUGCCUUCCACUUUCUAGUCCUUGCCAAAGAAAUCUAAAUUCUAUGAAAACCAAACAGUUAUGAUCUGAGUAAGCAAUAUUUAUGCACACGUGUCAAACUUGCAAGCCACAAUAGCACAUAACUUGGGUUUUCUGGUCACCAAGUUGACAAGGAGGGGGUGGGGAUGGGGACUAAAAUGAAAUUGUAGAUCUCCUGAUCAUAGUUUGCCUUUGAGAGUUGCAUGAAGGGCAGUUAUGUGGCCUGGACUGCUGAGGUUACUGAUAGCAAAGACUUAAAUUCUAGCUGACUGCUAUUUGACCUCCAUGACCUGCCUUUCCAAUUUGCAUUGGUGUAUUCUCUGUACUAUGUUUACUUUCAGCCCCAUGGAAAGCAGGGUGAUAAAAUCUGUGAUAGUUCCAUACUUGGAUAUUUUAACUGCAACUUGUGUGUUGAUACGCUUUGGCAGGGUUGCCUUACAGGGGUAGAAGCAUCUUAUCAGCAAAAUGAAUAGUUAAGGAAUCCUUGUUAACUUGCUUGAAUCUACUGCUAUCAUGGUCACAUCCUCCUAAACAGUUGACAGUAUUUGGUCCCUUGAGUUGGCUGGGCUUCAGUUGCUGCUUCAUCUUAAUGGGUUGUCUACCCUUCCACCUACAUUUCAGAUAGCAUGAGGGGUCUCUGCUGAAAGUCUCCCACCUAGAUGGCGGCUCUUGCCCUUCUCAAGGCCUCAGAGGCUGUCUACAGCCAGUCUUCUUGGAGUAAGUUGCAGGUGCUUAACGUUGCAUAUAGAGGGUGUGUAUUGGGCACUGGCUCUGGAAUAUGUGAAGGACUGAAAUUCAAAUGGUGAAUUUUCUGAUGCCCAGGGAGGACCUUUCAUACUUCCCAUCUUCCCUCCCCCAUUUCCAGUUUGUCUGCUUCUAAUGUUCAUGAGUUCUUCCUGUGUUCUUCCCAUCCCAGGUUCCCAGAUGCCCCCCUCGAGCCUUUCCCCUUGAUUUCUCUUUCUGGUAUAUAGCGUUCAGAAUGUGAUGGUUCUUGUUUUCAAGGUGAUUGUUUGGUUUUCCUGCUGUGAAGGGUGUUGUAUUUUUUUUUUAAUUUCUCCUCUUUAUUAUGGGACAUUUUGUUUGAUGUAACAGGUGGGGAGCUUUGCUUUCUACCUAGCUGCAGAGCAAACCCGUGAAGUGUAAUUCCACCCAUGUGUGGCUGGCUUGUGGUGGUGGGGGGUGGGGGGCUCAUUUAUGUCGUGGUGAAUUGUGUAAAAGUGAUCUCUUGGAUUAUGAAACAAUUAUUUCUCUCCAGAAAAGCAAGAGGUAGACUGCAGGCUAAGAGCUACAGCACUUGACAUUUGGGCAUGGGUGGAGACUGCUCAGAGUUGCAUAUGGGGUAUGUGUUCUUGGGUUGGUGUGGUGUGUGUGUGUGUGUGUGUGUGUGCGUGCGCGCACACACACACAUCCGUUUAUUCAUGUGCCUACAAUGCACUGCAUCUCUCUGGUAUUCCUUGUGUCAACUUUCAUUUUGCGUCCUUUGUACACUUGGUAUACUCCAGAGAAGUUGCAAGACGAUAUCUCUUUACACCACCUAUAAAUGGAAUUGGCACCCAUAUGUAUUUAUGAAGGUUUACCCUGUGUUGUAAUUGUAGAUAUGCACUAGUGAUACUUUGCAUUUCCUGCCAAUGAAGAUGGAAACAUUUACUAUAGACCCAACUCGUCUCACAUCUUUCUGAUGUCUCAAACCAUAUUUGUUUGAGAAGAAGAAUGCACAGAAAUGUUGCUUUUCUGUUUGAUAACAUUGUUGCUUCUUCUGAUUAAAAAAUGUGUAUAACUAUGGCUGCUGAAACAGAGAGUUUUUUCUUACCAUGCAGAGACCAGGAAAAAAUUUCAUGGAAGCCUAUCUCUGAGCUUCAGACGAGUUCUUCCAAGUGGUGAGGAUGUAGCUUCUAGGAUAAACCUUAUCCCAUUAGCUGAUGUACAUGAGCUCUGGAUGCUUGUGGCUGUUACCUGUGUGAUUGAGAUACACUGUGUAGUUGCUGAGUGAGUAGUCUCCUCAUUCCCAAAGAAGGUAUAUUCCUGCCUGGCCUGGGCAAGAGGAAUUGAGAUCCCUAAAGUGAUUCCAACCCAAACUCUUUCUGUCCCUGCCCUUGCCCUCACCUGCAGUUUGCUCUGAGUUUAUUACACCCUUUGCCAAACUAGAAUAUUAUGGAGAAGCAAGAGAAAUGAUUUUCAGAGCACUUAAUGAGAUGGGCUGAGGACUGCUCCUCCCCACCCUUCAGAUGUUGAGGAUGGGAUCCAUACAAGAUACUGAUUGAAAUGAUAAAUUUACUGCUGCUUUAAAAUGUUUCUUAAAGGGGGAGGGAGGAGUGUUUUGAUAAAGAGACUCAAUCUCCAAAGCUAAUAAAUCUGGAGAUUAAUUCUAUGUGCCAGGGGUGUAAUAGCAUAUUGUCAAGUCCUGGGACUCUCCUGUACAAAGUAGAGUCCAACUAAUUAAUCAGUAUUUAUUGCUAAAUUAUUGUCCUUUUUCAAUCUGUAGAUAUCUGAUAACUGUUGGGGAUUUGUUGCCACAGCCCCAGUGGAGGUGUUGUUAAUUUAUUUAUGUAUAUAGUGUAUGUUUGUUGAUAUGAAGCAUUCUUUAUUUUGUAUAUGACCAAUAAACAUCUUUAAAGAG
Messenger RNA from Hemicordylus capensis (graceful crag lizard), 6821 nucleotides. It is a transcript of the gene MAFG, whose product is annotated as MAF bZIP transcription factor G. Gene Ontology annotation, cellular component: nucleus. The transcript is spliced from 3 exons. Gene Ontology annotation, molecular function: DNA-binding transcription factor activity, RNA polymerase II-specific; RNA polymerase II cis-regulatory region sequence-specific DNA binding. Lineage: Eukaryota; Metazoa; Chordata; Lepidosauria; Squamata; Cordylidae. Bases 375 to 905 code for a protein of 176 amino acids. Gene Ontology annotation, biological process: regulation of epidermal cell differentiation; regulation of transcription by RNA polymerase II. The record is from RefSeq and is a predicted model, not a curated record.